AUGUCGACCCCUCUUGUGCUUCUUCCUGGCGAUGAAGUGCCAAGCGAUCACCUACCACCUGCGAACAACAAUCCCCUUAAGCUUGGCCCUGGCUUAAAACUUCUCUCAGAGCCAACUCCAGCAUCAGAGAAACCCAGACAUGUUCUUACAGCCACUCAAGCUGGAAUUCUCUCGACCGACGCCAAGCGAAAUACUGUCUCGCUUCUCUCUUUUCCCAACCGCCGAUACAUCCCUACGGUCAAUGACCUAGUGAUUGCCCAAAUUCACCAUUCUAGUGCCGAUUAUUUCCACUGCAUGGUUACCCCGCACACAGCACACGCUUUACUGGGACAAUUGUCAUUUGAAGGUGCGAACAAGAAGACCAGGCCUAUGCUGAAGCAAGGCGAGCUGGUUUAUGCGCGAGUACUUUCUGUGGGCCUCGGUGCUGGCGCCGAGGUGGAAAUUACUUGUGUGAAUCCGGCAACAGGAAAAGCAGACGGAGGGCUGGGCCCACUGGUUGGUGGCAUGGUAUUCGAUAUUACAACAGGUAUGGCAGCUCGGUUGAUUCGCGCUAGCUCUUCUUCUCCCGACGAUGAUGACGCAGUUGAUGGAUUGGUGGUUCUCUCGGAGCUAGGGAGGAAGCUCGAGAGCAUUGGAGGAUUUGAGAUCGCUGUGGGCCGCAAUGGCAAGGUAUGGGUGGACUGCUCCAACGCAGGAGAUAGUGCUGUGAAGGCCACGAUUGCCCUUGGCCGGUGCUUGCAGGGGACUGACGAGCACAACUUGAACCCCGCCGACCAGAAGAAACUGGUGUCUAAGGUUCUCCGAGAAUUCAAGCUUGCGUGA
This is a messenger RNA of Penicillium chermesinum, 822 nucleotides long. RefSeq names its product exosome non-catalytic core subunit RRP40. Gene Ontology annotation, molecular function: RNA binding. Gene Ontology annotation, biological process: CUT catabolic process; nuclear polyadenylation-dependent rRNA catabolic process; U4 snRNA 3'-end processing. The transcript has a single exon. The record is from RefSeq and is a predicted model, not a curated record. Gene Ontology annotation, cellular component: cytoplasmic exosome (RNase complex); nuclear exosome (RNase complex). The coding region runs from base 1 to 822 and encodes 273 amino acids. NCBI's taxonomy places the organism in Eukaryota, Fungi, Ascomycota, Eurotiomycetes, Eurotiales, Aspergillaceae.